AAACUUCAUUCUACUACCAGUAACCAUCGAAAACGCAGCAAGGACAAGACAAAAAAGUGACUUGUCACAACCCAUUCGAUAUUCACCACCAAUUGGAAACAAUCAUAAUGGAAUCGAGUAUGCUGAUACAAGACAAAUAACUGAAGAAAUAUUUCCAUUUGGAUCUGUAUACCAAAAAGGUCAGAGGUCGGAAGGUCAAAGAAGCAUCCCUGAAACCAAUCAUAAAAGACCAAGUGUGUUAUCUCAAAAUUUAGCCACAUCAAUUGGAGCUAUUGUUUCUCAGACUUCAUACCAAUCAAAAUAUGAUCAUAGUGUAAACUAUGCAGACCAAUCAAAUCAAGCAGCUGCAUCAGCUGAUAUUUAUACAUAUAGAACAGCCAAUCAGAACAAUUCUAAUGUUAAUAUGCUUUAUAACACUGAUGAUGUAAAUUAUGAAAGAGGACAGUUUGUAUUGGAUUAUCUAGCUGCACAUGAUGAAAUGUUAACACCAGGACCAGUAUUACAUCCAGCAAAUAGAGUACAAGAUGACAGGUCAAAAGAAAGCAUUGCAUCCAGGGAACCGCCAGGUUCUCCGCAAGAAAAUGAUGAUGUGACAUCAGAAGAUAUUCGCAUGAUUGGUGCAUCACCUGGUUACAAUCAUGAAUUAUCAACCGAACUCUGAAUCAUACUCACGUAUGAUAAACUGAAUAAUUCUAGCCUCUAUAAUUUGAUCUGGUCAGUCUGCCCUCUAAGCAUGACUUUAAAACCCAUCACCCAAACCGUCUAUAGAUAUUUCAGGGGAGUUUCUUGUACUUUUGAAGGCAUUUAGUUAUUCCUGUCAAAAAUACUGCACAAAAUUUGUAACAGGAAGGGGUUCCAUGCUCCUAUUUUCAAAUGGGAUGUGCUAAGAAGGUUGGAGAAAGUUUAUUACGCAUUGUGUGAAUGUGGUACACUGUAGUUAUUGUUCUCUCUAAUUUACAUGUUAAAAUUGCGCCAGAUGGUUCUAUACACAAAAUCUGCAUAACAAUCAACUUCAAGAAUUAACUCAAAG
This is a messenger RNA of Saccoglossus kowalevskii, 1030 nucleotides long. RefSeq names its product band 4.1-like protein 4A. Gene Ontology annotation, biological process: actomyosin structure organization. The record is from RefSeq and is a predicted model, not a curated record. Gene Ontology annotation, cellular component: cytoskeleton. NCBI's taxonomy places the organism in Eukaryota, Metazoa, Hemichordata, Enteropneusta, Harrimaniidae.